AUGAACUCGCCGCCAAACUCCAUCUUGGGCCAAUCCAAUGGCCAACCAACAUCGGCCUCACCAAAGAAGAACACCUCGAGGUCGGCCAACGACUGUGAACGAACUGCGAGCAUGUCGCCCGAAGAUGGCGACGACAGCACAGUCCAGUCGAGACAGAACAAUCGCCCCUUCAGUCCCCCCUCUCCGUCCUCGUCAACCUCUCCCCUCGCCGUCGGAUCAACGCAUGAAGCCGCCUUAAUAAAGAGCAUCGAACGAGGCGACUAUGCUCCCAACGACCUCGACGAGACCCGCAGCCUUACCGAUAGCAUUCGACAGCAUAUUGUGGACGGCGGCCUGCGCUACCAUGCCUACCAUGCAGGGAAGUACCUGUUUCCCAACGACGAGGCUGAGCAGGAUCGAGAGGAGCUGAAGCACAAUUUGACGGUGUAUUUGUGCGACGGCCAAAUGUUCUUUGCGCCUAUAGAACAUUUGUUAGAAGAGGGCGCUGAAGUAUUGGAUCUGGGCACGGGAAUAGGCAAAUGGUGUAUCGACCUCGCCGACAACUAUCCCAAUUCGCAAUUUCACGGCAUGGAUCUCUCGCCGAUUCAACCCGACUGGGUCCCAGAGAAUGCCAUCUUUGUCGUCGACGACAUUGAGCACGAGGGCGGCUGGACGUACCCAGAGGAAAAGUUUGACUACAUCCACAUUCGCCACACAAUCCACUCUGUCAGGGACAGGCCCUUGCUCUGGGACCGCAUCUACCAACACCUUAAACCCGGGGGCUAUGUCGAAAUCCAAGAGUUCCACUACAUAGCAGCCUGCGAUGACGAUUCUUGCGAUGGCCCCUAUGCCUGGAGGGAUUUCCUUCGGUUCCUACAGGAGGGCAUGGCGGCUCUAGGCACUGACAUCCACGGCAUCCAGUACGUCGAGGGCGAGCUCUCAGAGGCAGGCUUUGAGAGCGUCACGAGGAAGAACUUCAAGUGCCCCGUGGGACCGUGGCCCAAGAAGGCACGGCUCCAGGAGUGCGGGCAUGUUCUGCGCGAUGUUUGCAUGUGGGGUCUCGUGGGUUUGUCUCGGAGGCCAUUCCGCGACGGUCUCAAAUGGACCAUGAUCCAGAUCGAGAUGUUUCUGAUAGAGGUUCGCAAGGCCCUCACCGAAGAGGUCAAUGGUCUUCCCAAGUACCACACCUACUAUCCCUUCCACAGCAUCUACGCGCGAAAGCCUCUGAACCCCUCUUCAACGGAAGCGCCGCGGAGGACACCAGCCGCCGAAGAAAGCGCCGAAGAGGCAUGA
This is a messenger RNA of Fusarium keratoplasticum, 1272 nucleotides long. RefSeq lists its product as uncharacterized. Gene Ontology annotation, molecular function: methyltransferase activity. The transcript has 3 exons. Lineage: Eukaryota; Fungi; Ascomycota; Sordariomycetes; Hypocreales; Nectriaceae. Bases 1 to 1272 code for a protein of 423 amino acids. The record is from RefSeq and is a predicted model, not a curated record.